ACCUCAACAACUUAUUGUUGAAAAUGCGCUCGCUCGUCGUGUGUCUCUUGCUCGCCGCUUGUGCUCUUGAAUGCACAGCCCGUCUUCAGAAUGUUACUGUUAAGGGAGUUGCCGUGUGCAAUAAGAAGAGAUUGGCAAAUGUUGAAGUUCAACUCUAUGAGAAGGACACCCUUGACCCAGAUGAUCUUUUGGACACCAAGAAAACUGAUGCUGAAGGAGAAUUCAGCGUUUACGGAGAAGAAGAUGAGACUCAUGCUAUUGCCCCAUACCUUUUGAUUACCCAUAGCUGCAACCCAUCUAAGCCAAACUGUGUCCGCAUCGGAAGGUACUUGGUGCCAGAGGACAAGAUCGGAGGAACCUACGACAUGACCUACGUCACCCUCGACAUCAAGGUUCACGGAGAGAAGGAAAAAUGCCAGUAAAAAGUGCAAACUUCCUGGAUUUUAUUGACUAUCUAAAUAUAUAUUUUUUCUAUAUGAUUUUUCUCAAUUUUCCAUUAAUAAAAACAUGAAAU
Molecule: messenger RNA, 514 nt
Organism: Caenorhabditis elegans
Lineage: Eukaryota; Metazoa; Nematoda; Chromadorea; Rhabditida; Rhabditidae
Gene: ttr-16
Product: Transthyretin-like protein 16
Exons: 3
Coding region: 24-422 (132 amino acids)
Cellular component (GO): extracellular region; cell surface
Source: RefSeq, marked reviewed